AUGAAGAAAGCUUCAGUGAUUGCAAAAAAGAAUAGGAGCGUAGAUAUCAGCCGACUAUUUCCUUAUAUCUAUUAUAUUAUGAGAUGCUCCGGGUUUCUUCCUUUAAAAUCAAGAUAUACUUUGAAAGACAGUCCUCUAUCAUCAUCUUUAAUAUUUGUUUCAAUGUUUUUUAUUCUAGUUGACAUCAUGUGUAUAAUUGAGAGUUCGGCUGAAAUUUUAGAGCGACUUCAAGAGCCUAAUAUAUCCCUUUUACUUAUUUAUGAAGGUGUUCGUGCAGGGUUUUUACUUCAAGGUUUUACAAAUCACGUUUUAAUGAUCAUAAUGAUUAGAAAAAUGGCAACUAUCUUGCACGCAGUGUUUAUGUUUUCUAAAAAUUUCGUUAUCACAGCCAGUUCUUCAAAAUACUUAGCUGUAAGUUUUGGCAUAUUAGCUUUAGCAUUCUCUUUCACUGGUUUAAUGAGUGUUACAAAAUGCAAGAUGACUAAUCAAACAAUGCCUGUUGACGAGGAAGAAGAUUGUUAUUUGCAAAGCUCUUUAAUCAUACCUAAGUUGCGUACUGAUAAUAUUGUGAUAUAUUUUCUUCUUUUAACUUUCCGGCUUUUCCCGGUACUUCACACCUUUAUUAUUUCGAUUCUCGUUGAUUUAUGGAUUCUCUGCAUAUCAAAAGCAAUGCGAGAUGCUGUUCGAAAGUCUAAAGUAGAAUUUGUUUUAUUGAAAAACAAAAGUUCUUUUGAUUUUGAAGAAAAAUUUUGGGUAUGGAACGAAUAUUACGAAAAUUUGCAUUCUACCGCUCAGCAUAUUGCAAGAAUAUUUUCUUUAUUAUUAUGCGUCAGCGUAAUCUGCAAUCCUGCUUUAUUUUGCGUAGGGCUUUAUUGGACAAUACUGCAGUUAAGAGAAAACGAUUCAAUUGCAGUAUUACUUCCUGCAUUUAUUGUGAUACUGCAACUUACAAAACUCACGAUGUUGGCAACAGAAGGAACCAAUUUUCAGACACAGAUUAACAGUCUUGUUGCUGACACGUGGAAGCUUGAUAUUUCUGGCUUGGAGAAAGAAGUUCGAUACCAGCUGAAGGCCAUUUUCAUUCGAGAAGGAAUAGAUCCUGUAGUUCUUACAGCGGGGAAUUUCUUCACCAUAUCAAAGCACUUUUUCCUUAGUAUUUUAGGAGCUGUAUUUACUUGUGUCGUUGUGUUUGUACAAAUGGCUUCCAAUGAAUCAGAAUGCUGAAUUCCAAGCAUUAAACAUGAAAGAAGCUUACAAUAUGCUUUGCAGGAAAAGGUAAAAGGAAUUCGGACAGCUUCAAAGAAGUAUUCAGAUUACAAUUACUUCAAUCGUUUUUCAAGUACAGCAAUUCUCGAUACACCAUUGACUUUUGCACUUUAGAAAGGAAUUAUUCAUUAUGGACUA
Messenger RNA from Stegodyphus dumicola, 1404 nucleotides. RefSeq names its product Gustatory receptor 23a (gene Gr23a). Lineage: Eukaryota; Metazoa; Arthropoda; Arachnida; Araneae; Eresidae. Gene Ontology annotation, biological process: sensory perception of taste. Gene Ontology annotation, cellular component: membrane. The record is from RefSeq and is a predicted model, not a curated record.